CCCAGAAAUCCCCCAUGUCCACUACUAAUAUUUUCUAUUCYUGUUUGUAUGCAAUCAAUGUAAAGCCUGUAUGUCUGUCUCUGAGAGCCAUCCACACUGACGCUGAUCAUCAGCAACACCUGAGUUAGUCCUGAGAGGAAGAGAACAUGGAAUACCUGUGCCGAAAGUAUUUACGCUUGGGAUACUCCACGGAAGCCGUUGAUUUGGACGCAGAAGGCGCAUUAGCUGCCAUGGGACCGUGCAAGCUGCUGACAUCACUGGUCCUGUCCAUGUGUAGUCAUGUUCUGUACGCUACAGCAUGGUCGGUGAAUAACUUCCUGAUGACUGGACCAAAGGCCUAUCUGACGUAUGCCAGUAGCGUGCAGGUGGGCGCACAGAGCGGGAUUCAGGAAUGCAAACACCAGUUCGCUUGGGACAGGUGGAACUGCCCCGAGAGCGCGCUCCAACUAUCAACUCAUGGACUGCGCAGUGCCACAAGAGAGACGUCUUUCGUCCAUGCCAUCAGUGCUGCGGGGGUGAUGUACACUCUCACCAAGAACUGUAGUAUGGGGGACUUUGAUAACUGUGGAUGUGAUGACUCCAAUAUUGGGCAGAUAGGGGGUAGGGGCUGGAUUUGGGGGGGCUGCAGUGAUAAUGUGAAAUUUGGGGAGAAGAUGUCCAAACAGUUCGUGGAUGCGCUGGAGAACGGGCACGACUCGCGCGCAGCUGUAAACCUGCACAACAAUGAAGCCGGUAGACUGGCGAUCAAGGCGACCAUGAAGCGAGCCUGUAAGUGCCACGGCGUCUCCGGGAGCUGCUCCGUUCAGACCUGCUGGAUGCAGCUGUCUGACUUCAGAGACAUCGGCAACUACCUCAAAGUCAAACACGACCAGGCGCAGAAACUGGAGAUGGACAAGAGGCGGAUGAGGUCGGGGAACAGCGCCGACAACAGGGGCGCCAUCGCGGACGUGUUCAGCAGCAUCGCCCGGACGGAGCUCAUUUACCUGGAGGAAUCUCCAGACUACUGUACCAAGAACAAGAGCCUGGGGCUCCAGGGAACCGAGGGGAGGGAGUGCCUGCAGGGGGAAAAUAACCUCUCCCAGUGGGAGAGGAAGAGCUGCCGCCGGCUGUGCCAUGAGUGCGGCCUGAGGGUCGAGGAGAGGCGGAUUGAGAUAGUCAGCAGCUGUAACUGUAAAUUUCACUGGUGCUGCACGGUCAAGUGCGAGCGGUGCACGCAGGUCGUGACCAAAUACUACUGCGCGCGCAGGGAGAGAGUGCGCAGGCCUCAGAACAGCACAAGGAAAAGUGGGAGAAGGCCCCGCGUGCAGCGCAGUUGACUUGCGCCUGCACAGACUGUGGUUAUCUAUACUUGAGGAUAACUAUGAAGGGGACAGUUUAUUUUAAUAUUCGCUAUUUAAACAUGUUUUAUUACAGUUCAUUUUAUCCAUGUUCAUCUGUCUGAGAUUGUAUGUCUUGUAUGUUGUUACCCAAACAUUUUACACGUGAUUUCUCCUGUAACUUGUUAAUGAUCAACAUAUAUUCUCAUCCAUCCCACAUCGGGUGACAAACUAUUUCCACUUUUGUCCCUUAUUAAAAAUGCACUUUAUAGGCUCUAACAUUUUGACAAUCGAAUAGAUAUGUGAUAUGUUCUAAAAAUAUAUAUAUUCCUUUGAUAAAUGUGUAUUUAUCAUCACAAUGUUAUUUUGUUCAUGCACGUUUAAGUUUACUUGUCACUUUGGGGGUGUAUACGGAGAAAUAUGGUUGUCUAAAUGGGUUAGAGGCCUAUGCGUACAUUCGGUGUGUCCUUUUUGAUAUCAAUUAUGACAUUGUUUUAAGUGUCAUUAUCACAUGUUUUUAUUUUUGUA
This is a messenger RNA of Salvelinus sp. IW2-2015, 1844 nucleotides long. RefSeq names its product protein Wnt-8a-like. Gene Ontology annotation, molecular function: frizzled binding; cytokine activity. The record is from RefSeq and is a predicted model, not a curated record. NCBI's taxonomy places the organism in Eukaryota, Metazoa, Chordata, Actinopteri, Salmoniformes, Salmonidae. Gene Ontology annotation, cellular component: extracellular region. Gene Ontology annotation, biological process: cell fate commitment; canonical Wnt signaling pathway; neuron differentiation.